This is a messenger RNA of Drosophila takahashii, 504 nucleotides long. The record is from RefSeq and is a predicted model, not a curated record. NCBI's taxonomy places the organism in Eukaryota, Metazoa, Arthropoda, Insecta, Diptera, Drosophilidae.
AUGAACUAUUCCUGCCCUUACGACGUCAACUCUUUAAUUGAGUUUACAAACAUCAAGUGCGAAUCACCAGAUAAGGAAUUUAGCAACUUUGAAUAUUGUCGUCUGAAAUCUGUUAAUCGGACCUACAAAUACUUUUCUCUAAAAGCAAAUCUUUAUAAAACUCCGGUUACCGAUGUUAGGGUUAAUCUGGCUUUAUAUAAAUUUGAAAAUGGGUAUAAGCCCUUUCUCUACAAUAUAACAUACGAUGCCUGCAAGUUUAUGAAAAAUAAAAAGUCCAAUCCAGUUGCUCUUUAUUUCUAUAAUUUCUUUAAGGAACGAUCCAAUGUAAACCACACCUGUCCUUACAACCAUGACAUUGUGGUGGAGAAGAUUUCAACUGAGUUUGUAAACCACCAAAUGACUAAUGUUCUACCUUUUCCGGAGGGAAAAUAUAUGUUCAAAAUGGACUGGAUGGCCUAUGACAUUAAACGAGCUGUGUUUAAAAUAUAUAUUUUACUUUCAUAG